AUGUUGACCUUCGCCAGACUUGCAGUAGCACUACUCUUCGCAACUACCGUUCUCGCUGGAAAGCGAGGCUUAUGCUGGACUUACUGUGAGUUUCAUCUCAACGAUCUUGGUGUUUUCAACAACGGAGAUGGACAGGUUGUUGCAAUCUACGAUUAUGAAACAUACCCUCCGCCUUCCACUAAUGGAAACGGUGGCCUCGGAUUCAUUGGCAUUCCUAUCGCAGAUCUGGCGUCACGUCAAGCAUCACAAGGCUGGGCCACCGUCUUUACGCUGAACGAACCCGAUAUCAACGGCAUUACCCCAAGUCAGGCUGCUUCUUGGUAUAUCCAAUAUAUCAACCCAUUGGCGAUCAAGAAGGCUCUCCCUGCUGUUACCUCCAGCGCAACAUCUGGACAGGGUCUUAGCUGGGUCUCUCAAAUGAUUAGCGCUUGUGCAGGACAGUGCUAUUUUGAUUACAUCAACUUGAGCUACAUAGAAUCAGCGCAUAACCAAUUUCCCAAUUAUCAACUCGUCAUCACAGAGGUGGCCUCCUUCCAACAGGCAUUCCCUUUCCUUGACGGGGCAUCAUACGUUCAGCUUUACUUCCCCUUCGUAGCAACUUCGCCAGCGCUCUUGCAAGCGAACCAACCUUCUGAUGUCACAUAUGUCGGAACCGGGUCGUGCCUCUACAACGACGACGGGACUCCGUCUGCAGUUGGUAACCUCAUGUACUAG
Molecule: messenger RNA, 714 nt
Organism: Suillus bovinus
Lineage: Eukaryota; Fungi; Basidiomycota; Agaricomycetes; Boletales; Suillaceae
Exons: 9
Coding region: 1-714 (237 amino acids)
Biological process (GO): fungal-type cell wall polysaccharide metabolic process
Cellular component (GO): fungal-type cell wall
Source: RefSeq, a predicted model, not a curated record